CACAUGCAUGGUGCACGCGACGGCGAUGGUGAUUCAUGAUUGAUGGGAGAAAUCUCAAACAAUCGAUUCUCAAAAUGGCUUUUUUUGUGGUAUGACCGGGAUCGGCACACUGUGUUUGAAGUGGAACCUGAAUGUGAAGUAAAGGUCCUCAGCACAUCAUGGAUGAAACGGCUGAAAUCUCCUCAUCGCCUACUGUCCUCAAAUAGCUUAGACACUGUCACUCAGAUGGUACAACGUGAGCAAAGGAGAUAACCCCAGCAUCAUGGCUGCAGAGAAGUGCUUGUAUGCCUACGACUAUGUCGACCUCAAAGAUAGAGAAUACGUCAAGAAACAUGCUAGCAAACGUCACCUGGGUGACAUUGUGGGGAAGCAUCGCUACCGGUCCCGCCCCUCGACAGCAAACGUCGUCAGUUCAUUGGUCUCCCUAGACUUCCCAGAAACGAGGGCCAUCAACACAACCACCGCAGGCCGCAUCAUCGCAGACCAACGCAAACAGAUCAGAAACACCUUUCAGAAAACCCAGUGGAAGGAAACAUUGAAUGGGUGGAGCCGGCCUUCAACGUCAAUGGAGGAGAGAGUGCAGACACCAGUGGAUGUUGAACAGCAACAGCGCCCUCACACGUCAGCGUCGGUCUCCAUACCGGAUGGUUCCAAGGAACUGCAGAUGAGUCCGCUCACUCUGAGACCGUUCAGUACAGGAGCUGUCCGCAAGCCCUCCCGUAAGCCACCCACGGCCUCAGGCUUCAUGUGGGUCCGCAUGAAGCGCAACGGCAGCGCAAGCAGCAGCAACAUGCAGUUCAAGCGCAUCACGGAGGAGAUCCGACUCCAGUGGGAGGAGGAGGACAAGAAGGAACGGCAGGACCACCGGAAAGAGAAGAGCCAGAGUCCCCGGCGCUACGACGCCUUCGCCGGCCAGUGGUUGAGCUUUGCGGCCGGGGGAAUGGACGGUGGACUGGAGGAGGCCGAGGACGGGAGCGGGCUUGGCUCUGGUGGGGUGGUGGAAGCAUUCACUGGUGAAACCAACUUGGAGUAUUACAACAUUGAAGGGAAGGUAGGGGCUGACGUGGCCAACCAACUGCGCAUCGGGAACAAAAUACGUAUCGGGGUGAACGGCGCAGUCCAGUCAGACAGUCUGAGGGUGCGCAAAUGGAGGAGAGAGGUUGAGAGGGCGGAAUCGGUUGCCUCAGAUGACUCCUUCACCAGCAACGACUCCGAUCUCUUUAAACUGAGCAGUCACAACUUUAAAGAAAAGAAGAAGAUUGCAUCACCGAUUGUUCCCUUGUGUUGGGACGACCAGCUACAGAAACCUGACGUCAAAGUGUUGGAAGCCAGGGAUAAACAAUCACCAGCUGCGAAACGGGAUCUGUCUGAGAGGCAUCCAGUAGUCUUCGAGAAGCUCAUCAAAGACGAUGCACGCCCCAAAAGAGGUCCCAAGCUGGAGACUUACCGCCUGAGCCAUCGCACCAAGGGCAAGCGCAACCUGGAUGGCACAGACAGUCUGAGUAACCGCAUCACCGUCAUCACCGUCGACCAGAUAGAUGAGGAUCGGGAAUCUCUCUGCUCUCUGGACUACGAAGAGAUCCUGCAGAGGAGUUUGGAGGUUGAGCAGCCUGCUGAUGAAGAGGCACCAUCUCUGCUGCGCCACACAGAGGACUCCCAGAGGAGCCCAGAGAGGGUCUUGCUGUCGCCCUUCGGCGAGGGCUCAGUGAGCGAACCCAGAACUGCGCCAAGCUCAGGGAUGAAGCACUCCACACCUCACGUCAGUCCCCGCCACUCAGCUGGUACCAGUGAUGCCGGACUGGUUGCCCGUAGCAUGACCCCAAAACCCCGCACCAUGCCGCUGACAAGCCCGGUGCCUAGCUCUCCGAGUAUUGUCAGCAGCAGACCGCGCACUGGAUCCCAGACCUCCCAGCGGGCACAGUCCAGCAACAGCAAGGGGAGGUACUCCUUCAGUCAGACUCCGACCCCCAGAAAUCUGAACAGCCCGCAUCCCAACUUGGUCAAACCAGGACAGCUCCCGAGGACCGGGGUAUCGAGCAUCAACCCCGGGGUGCAGGAGGGUGAGCACGAGUACAUCAAAAUCUCCCAGCCGAUAUUGCCUGGAUCUGAGCGGACCCAGUCCCAGAUGGACAACAUGGCAGCUAUCAGCCGAGUCGAAGAGAGGAAUGCAUUUGCAGACUAUAAGGAGGACUCGGAAAGCCUCGGCAGGAACCCAUCCAUCGCCAGCUUUGACAGCAUGGACAGUAUGAACGUAGAAGGCGAUCGGAUCGGCAACCACCUACCAGAUAAUUUGACGGAACUGCCGUGCAGCUGCAGCCCGGAGGCCAAGCGGGCAGUCUCGGCAGCACUCUCACGGGUGUCCCUGGAUUCCGCCAACAUUAUCAACAUUCCCACAGCGGACAUGAACAUGAGUUUGUCUGACCUCAAUUCCGUGUCAGAUAUGGACCCCCUGGCAUCCUACUCGUCAUUCCGAGGGAGCCUCAGCUCUGAUGUGGCAGCAGCGGUAGCAGCUGAUCUCUUGCCAGAGGGGGUAGGAGAGGCUGCACCACAUCAGGGAGAUCUCUUGCCAUCUAAUGAGAUCUCUGGUGAACAAGUAGGCGUGGCUUCCCGAAGCUCCGCCUCCAGUGCCUCAUCCCAACGCUUGCCAACGUCUCGGGAGAGGCAAGAGGAAUUGGGGUACAUCAUCAAUAAGGUGGACGGUUUAGAGUUGGCGCAAACCAAUAAUGAGAAUAAGGAACAACAACGGAAGGCAGCUUCAGCUAAGAAGCCCAACCGGACUGUGACAUUUGCCGAGGAGCUGCGGCCCCCCUCCGUCCCAAACUGCACCCCUGAGUCCACACCCAGGGACCCAACCGAUGUCGAUUCAGAGAGAGGCGACGUAGAUACAGAUGAAAGAGAUCUAAGGCCUAGGAGUGCUCAGUCCAGCGAGUCCGCAGCAGACGAACUGAGCGCACUCCGAACCAAGAUCAAGUCAGACCUGGUUGAAACCCAGCAGGCAACGCAACAGGAUCUGGAUGCAUUUCAGGCCCAGAGGCAUCAAGGAAAGACAUAAGGACUGCUGAUUUGUUGGUAUUUUGGAGAAAAUCUGAGAAACGGAACAGCAGUUGCUUCUCUAGUACUUUCUUCAUUUUUUCACAAGCAGGGAUUUACAGUUUUGACAGUCAGUUACAAGGUCGACCCGAGGGCAGCUUUAGGGUUAAACGUAAUAGUUUUUAUGUUGGCACUUCAAGGGAGCAUAGGCAUAGCCA
Molecule: messenger RNA, 3248 nt
Organism: Patiria miniata (bat star)
Lineage: Eukaryota; Metazoa; Echinodermata; Asteroidea; Valvatida; Asterinidae
Exons: 9
Coding region: 263-3052 (929 amino acids)
Source: RefSeq, a predicted model, not a curated record